AUGCCCCUUCUACCAAACGAAACUGUAGAUCUGAUUUCAUCAAGGUUAUUAAUGACAAACAGAAGGAGAUGCAAGAACACCAGACGGAAGUGGAGAAAGUUCAAAAGCAGGACAAAAUGUGAGAAACUAAGGGAUCUAAAUCGAAACCAGGAGUUUACGGCAAGAACAAUCGCAAUCUUCCAAAGAAUCAACGACGCGGAUAUCAUCAUCGUCAUGUUCUUUAUGGAGGAAUAUGUCAACAAAAAUGUUCUUGUUCCAAACUACAAAGGAGAGAGUUUCGUUCUCAACGUUCCUUCAAAAUGGCACAAUCCCCUGGGACAAGUCGCAUUGAUUGAUUGGUAUCGCAGACUUUUUGAUCAGAGGCCGAAAAACGGAGAAAUCGAGAACGACCAAGUGUUUGAAGAUCUGGAACGACUACAAAGACCUGGAGAAGUUUCCUCUCUACAGCAAAUCGUUGUGGCAAAGGACAAUUUCUUCGCCUAUCCAGGAGCCGCUCAAGGGAACGAAGAUGGUCAAGCGAAUCGCCGGGAGAGCAGUCGACUACUUGGUCAUCUCGACUACGGUCGCUCUCCAAUGGGCCUACGCAAUUUUCAGAACUACAAUCAUGGUCAACUACGCUCAACGCAAAUCUGUCCGCAAGUCGAAGGAAGUUCCUGA
Messenger RNA from Caenorhabditis briggsae, 657 nucleotides. The record is from RefSeq and is a predicted model, not a curated record. NCBI's taxonomy places the organism in Eukaryota, Metazoa, Nematoda, Chromadorea, Rhabditida, Rhabditidae. The transcript is spliced from 4 exons. The coding region runs from base 1 to 657 and encodes 218 amino acids.